GUAUAAAUUUAGUCAGCAAACAUUCCGGAAAUAAAGGCUAUAAACAGUGUUAUUGUAAGGUUUACAAUAUUUGCACAAAAAAUUUCAUCCCGUCUUGUGGGAAGCUUUGGUCGGCAAAUGAUGCCUUUGUCGACAAGGUGUUCUUUUAAUUAAGGUUUACUAUGUUUACACAGAAAGAAAUUCUCUGUCGACAGAAGUGCCAACUUUCGGGAUAUUGAUUCGAGACAACAUAGUGCCACUUGUUCUGUAUGAUGACAGAAACUGGAUCUCAUCCUGUCUUGGGGGAGCUUUGGUAGGCAAAUGAUGCCUUUGUCCAACCUAAUGCAGUGUUAGCCAAAAAUUGUGUAUGUUUUAUGCCUGCGCCUGCUUAUUACUUUUGGAGCCAAUUCCAAUCAAAUUUGACCAUUUCAUUUCUUUUUUUAUCGGUUUUGCCUGAAAGGGGAAUAUCCACAAGAUUACAGGAGGGCAAUUCAACAAUGUUCAUGCGUAAGGAAUCCAUGGCUUAAGAGAAACCUAUCUCCUGGUUCAUCAUAAAUUGACAAUCAAGCCCCAUCCAGCUAAGGCCUCAAAAAGCUAUAUCGAGCACUAUGGAAGACGCGAUAUCAUCAACUUUUGUUUCAGACUGGGCAUGGCUCCCGAGCGACCUUCUAUAUUUGAUUGUACAAAAGUUGAUACCAACCUCUGACUAUAUCCGGUUUGGUGCAGUUUGUAAGCAUUGGCAAUCAGUCGCUUUGCUUCAGAAGCAGCGGCGCCUCAAAUCACGUCAACAACAGCUUCCAAUGCUGAUUAUUCCCAGCAAAGACAACAUCAACGAUAGGCGUGGCUUGUAUAGUGUCACGCAUGGUAAGAAUUGUGGCUUUGAGUUGUAUGUACCGUACAACAACAGGUGCUGCGGUUCUUCCCACGGUUGGUUGGCUUGUGUGAAUGACAAUUUCGGGGUAAAUCUCUUCAACCCUUUUACCAAACAUACCAUUCUCCUUCCACCACUAACCGAAGUCCCCCAGGACAUACGCAAACAUGCUUAUAGAAGAGAUCACUACAUUAAGAAGGUUGUAUUGUCUGCAGACCCUUCUUUGUGUCCAAAUGAUUACGGGGUUGUGGCACUUUUCGAUUGUAAUGGAACCAGAAUGGCUCAUAUCAAGUCAGGGGACAAUGCUUGGACUCACAUAGAUCAAACAAUCAGAUAUUUUUAUGGUCUGCAUCAAAUAAUAGGAUUCGAUGAUGUACUACACUAUAGAGACCAGUUUCUUGCUGUUAGUCGGGAGGGUGGAGUUUUUUCGAUUAACGUUAGCAAUGGCUCAACUCAUAAGCCUCAUGUAAGCAUAGUUUUACCAAUAGUUCCAAGUAUUGAUGACAAAGCAUACCUUGUGGAAUCGUCCCAGGGAGAUCUUUUGCUGGUUAGGAAGUUCCAAAGUUUGAAUUACAGUGAGUGUUUCAUUGAAAACUUUAGCUUCCAGGUUUUCAAUCUGUUCAGUGCUUCCGGGGGUAGAACUGGACCCGAAUGGAUCCGGGAGAUUGAGAGUAUUGGAGAUGAUGCUUUUUUCAUAGGUGACAACCAGUCCAUGUGUGUCUCUGCUUCAAACUUUCCAGGAUGUCAGCCGAAUUCCAUAUACUUCUGCAUUGAUGAUUGGGUGGGAGUAGAAGCUCAAGGACAUCUUGACAUGGCAGUUUUCAAUUUGGAAAACAGAAGAUUUGGAACACGUUACUACUGCUUAAGCCGUUCGCAGAAGAACAUGCCACCAUCUAUUUGGAUUUUGCCCACCAUGGUGUGAAAACGAUGUUUUGUAUGACAGAAUAACUUCAAGCUCUUCCAUAUGAUAGAAUAAUUUGAAGCUCUAUAUUUCAUUUGUGAUUCUAA
Messenger RNA from Pyrus x bretschneideri (Chinese white pear), 1858 nucleotides. RefSeq names its product F-box protein At2g26160-like. The transcript has a single exon. The record is from RefSeq and is a predicted model, not a curated record. The coding region runs from base 588 to 1772 and encodes 394 amino acids. Gene Ontology annotation, molecular function: protein binding. Lineage: Eukaryota; Viridiplantae; Streptophyta; Magnoliopsida; Rosales; Rosaceae.